Messenger RNA from Solanum lycopersicum (tomato), 720 nucleotides. The record is from RefSeq and is a predicted model, not a curated record. Lineage: Eukaryota; Viridiplantae; Streptophyta; Magnoliopsida; Solanales; Solanaceae.
AUGAUUGAUGGAUAUGAACCGUUAGAUCAAUCACAAAUCAACGGUAUUACAUGGAGCUCGCUUAGUUACCAAACGGAACGAGCUCGAAAACGCCAUAUUUUCUUGCAGAGCUACAAACUUGAAACCUAUGAUGAAAAUUCGAGACGUACGAAGAUGAAGAAAAUUGUUGUGAAAAUGAACUCUGUUAUGGUUUCUGUUUUGUCAUUCAUGUGGUCACAUACUCUAAGAACAGAUUUCUACGAUCCGAAAGCUCCAAUUUACAAAUUUGAAGCCCUAGAUGUUAAGGAAUUCGAAUAUAAUGAUUCCAACAUCAAUGCAGAUCUUAUCAUAACGUUGAGAGCUGAUAAUCCCAACAAGGCCAUAGGUUUUAUUUACGAGGAAGCUAACACCUUCAAUGUUACAUAUAGUGGUUCAACAAUAUGUUCAGGAAAAUUUCCAUCAUUUCAUCACGGUCAAAAGAAUGUAACUAUGUUACAAAUUGAAUUAAAGGGUAAAAAUCCAUUUGCAAAAAGUCUUUAUGAGUCAUUACAAGUUAGUGAAAGCCAUGGAAAAGUUCCUUUAACAAUAUUGGCUAAGGUACCCUUUAGAUUUGUUUUCAAAGAUUCAAAAUUAAGGGAAUUGAGUAUUCUUGCAAAUGUCACAAUGUCUGUGCAUGAUAUGAAGCUAGGCAAGAAAACUGAGAUUGAUCAAGGAAAAAUCGACUACCGUUUCGUAAAGUGA